UUAUUCUUGUUCUUAUCGAAGACUAACUGAACAGAGAAACUACACACCGGAAGAGAGAAACCCCAACGACGACGAGGGAGAGAGAAGGGAAGGAUCUCGUGCAGCGCGGCCAUGGCGAACCAGGGAUCGAAGAAGAUUGUGGAGAGGAACAGGAGGCGCAUGGACCUCCUCUGGCGCAUAAUCCUCGUGUCCAACGUUAUUUACAUAGUAGUGAGGAUGGCCGUAAUGCAUUCUUCUUUCACCUGGAAGCAUUGGAUUGGCCUCGUGGUGACAUCUGCUGCAUAUUUUCUUUCAUACAAGCAACUCGCUAGUAUGACAAAGGCAGAAUAUUCUGAUGCGGACAAUCGUGAACUUCUGAGUUCGGGUUAUGACAUGGCCACUGGUGGGAUUUCCGAAUAUAUAGAAGAUGUGAUAUACAUCACUGCGUUUGUGCAGCUGACGUCCAUUAUUUCUGGAAAAUUUUGGUGGACAUAUCUAGUGAUACCAGCUUUUGGUGGAUACAAGAUUUUUUUCCUGUUGAAAGGAACAUUCUUCAGUGGUGGUUCAGAGGGUGAAGUCGAAGAUGAGAAGUCUCGAAAGAAAAGGGAGAAAAUGGAGAAAAAGGCGUCUAGAGGGAAGAUGGUCAAAACCAGGACCCGCUGAUAUGGCACAUACAUUCCCUAUUCCUUGGAAGAGGGUUGGUUGGUUUCUCAUAUCCUAGCUGUUCAACUAGAGUGCAAGCUGUUGGCGAGUUCGCUAACAUGAAUGCUAUGAUUCAUGCAUCAUUUGAUCCGGCAGCUAGCACAAAUGUCAACUAAUCUUUAAGUUAUGAAUACCAGCAUUGGUAUUUGUAUAUUUCCUGACCCUUCUGCUCCAAGCUAUGUAAACCAACAAUGAGGCAUGAUAACCAGACAUCUUAGUGACAAACUGAGUUUUCUCCCUUUCUUGGCUA
This is a messenger RNA of Hordeum vulgare subsp. vulgare (domesticated barley), 931 nucleotides long. Its product is annotated as transmembrane protein 208 homolog. Lineage: Eukaryota; Viridiplantae; Streptophyta; Magnoliopsida; Poales; Poaceae. The record is from RefSeq and is a predicted model, not a curated record. Gene Ontology annotation, cellular component: intracellular membrane-bounded organelle. Gene Ontology annotation, biological process: vacuolar protein processing. The transcript is spliced from 5 exons. Bases 112 to 642 code for a protein of 176 amino acids.